AUAAGUCCAGAUUUAAGAAAAGCUUCUCGCCAUGCUCACAACUUAAUUAGCAUCAUCAACAUAACACAUAACAGAAAAUCAAUAUAGCUGAAGAAGAAGAAGGCAGCGUAUUAGACACGGUACAGAGACCAAGGUAUUGCUGUUAAUAUGGCACAAACUUCUAUAGUUCCAGCAGAUAUCUUGCUAGCGAGGCGUGUCCAAGAAAUGGUCCUCAACGGUGAAGAACCACCACCACCUUAUAUUUGUAGAGACGAUGGUCCAACACAAGUUGUGUCUUCAACUUUAUGUUCAAUACCAAUCAUUGACUUUGGCCUCCUCUCAUCACCAGCACCAGAUAUUGCUCAACAAAAACAAGAAUUGGACAAGCUUCGAUUAGCACUCUCUUCUUGGGGCUGCUUUCAGGCAGUGAAUCAUGGGAUAUCGGUUUCCUUUUUGAAUGAGGUUCGCCAAGUUGGGAGGGAUUUUUUUCAGCAGCCGAUGGAGGAAAAGAACAAAGUUUGUAAAGGGGUUGAAGAAUUUGAUGGGUAUGGCGCAGACCCAGUUCCUGAAGAAGGACAGUCUCUAGACUGGUCUGAUCGCUUGUUUCUUUAUCUAUACCCACAAGAUACAAGGAAGUACACAUUCUGGCCAACAAACCCACCAUCAUUCAGGGGUGUUUUGGAAGAAUAUGGUAGAAAGAUAAUGGAGGUGACAGAUCUGGUUUCCAGAGGAAUGGCAAGGUCACUGAACUUGGAAGAGAAGUGCUUUGUGAAUCAGAUUGGUGAGGAAGCAACAUUACAAGCAAGGUUCAAUUACUAUUCUAGGUGUGAGUGGCCAGAUCUUGUUCUUGGCCUUAAGCCUCACGCAGAUUCAACUGCUUUUACCAUCAUCCUGCAAGAUGAUGUUGAAGGCCUCCAAAUCCACCAAGAUGGCAAAUGGUUCACUGUUCCGACAAUCCAAAACGCCCUUUUAGUUCUCGUGGGUGAUCUCAUGGAGAUGAUGAGUAAUGGGGUGUUCAAGAGUCCAGUUCAUAGGGUAUUAACCAACUCAGAGAGGGACAGGUUAUCAGUUGCCAUGUUCUAUCAACCUGCACUAAGCCGAGAGAUCGGACCAGAAGAAGGUUUGGUGAGUGAAGAACAGCCCAGGUUGUUCAAAAAGGUCAAAGAUUAUCCAACUAUACAUUGGGAUUUUUAUCAACGAGGAAUGAGGGCACUUCAUGUCGCCAGAGUUUGAAUGGAUCUGCACCCAUAUUACACUAUGCAACUGUGUGAUAUUCUUGUGCUAUCAAUCGUGAGAGUGUGAGUUUAUCUUCUUGCCUAUAUGUUGAUAUGAUAGCCUGCGUGCCUAAGUCCUAUAUUUUAUUUGCCUUUGGUAGCAUGGCUUUCUUUUGUAUAUGUGUCCAUCAAAUGCCCCAGAAUCUCUGUAUAUAACACUUUCAUCAAAUAUCUAUCCUUUGUGUCCUACUUAAAA
This is a messenger RNA of Prosopis cineraria, 1449 nucleotides long. Its product is annotated as protein SRG1-like. The record is from RefSeq and is a predicted model, not a curated record. Lineage: Eukaryota; Viridiplantae; Streptophyta; Magnoliopsida; Fabales; Fabaceae. The coding region runs from base 148 to 1212 and encodes 354 amino acids. The transcript is spliced from 4 exons.